GUAUUAGAAGUUAGAAGCUGACGCGGAAAGAGAAAGCCUCAUGAGAUUGAGAUGUGGGGUCGGUCAUCUUCAAUAAUGAAGUUGAAGCUUCAAUCUUCCAUCACCUUGAAAUUCAAAUCAAUCCAAAUCCAAAUAAUUUCUCAUUUCACAUUUUAUCAGAACCCUAAAAUCUAAGUACCCUAUUAGAAUAUCCACUAUCCACAUCCACCAUUGAUUCAUUCUUAUUCCUACUAUUAUUCUCUUUAUUACUCAUAAUAAUUCAAUUAAUAUCGAAAUAUUAUUAACUCAACAAAAACACCAUCUUUGUUUCAAUUUCAAACUCAUCUUUGUUUGUAUUAUAAUCAACCAUCAAAAAAGUUGCAAAAUUGUGAAUUUCAGAGCUCAAACUCAUCUCAGCUAUGGGAGGAGCUGAAGGAGAAGGUGGUGGUUGUUCCAUCAGAGGCGGUGAUAUAUAUUGGGGAAGAAAGCAUGACACCGAUUUCAAAGGAAUAGUUGUAAUCUUUGCUUGGGUUUCAGUUCCACAAAUCCUUUUAAGGGAAUUCGUUGACCUUUACUCCUCUUUAGGUUGGAAUUCCCUUGUUUGUUAUGCUCAUUAUCUAUCCGCAUUCAAUAAGGAAAGCGCCGUGCCAUUGGCAUUUUAUGUUUUUGAUGAACUUAUCGAGGUGCUAAGGACUAGGCCAUGUCCUGUUGUGUUUGCUUCUUUUUCUGCUGGAUCAAAAGCAUGUAUGUACAAAUUAUUUCAGCUUAGUGAAGGAAGAUGUCCAGCUCCACUCAAUUUGCGAGACUGUCAAUUGUUUAGGAACUGUGUUUCCGGACAUAUAUAUGAUUCUGGGCCACUAGAUGUUACAAGUGACUUUGGCUUCCGUUUUUCUCUACACCCUUCGAUUGCAAAAGUGCCCGGACCAUCAAAGCUUGUUUCUUUGGUAGCAAAGUCUGUUGCAUCUGGUUUAGAUGCUUUAUACUUGACUCGAUUUGAAUCCCAAUCAGCUGAACACUGGCAGGCUUUAUAUUCUUCUGUUAAUUUAGGAGCUCCGUUUCUCAUUUUAUGUUCGGAGAAUGAUGACCUUGUGAGAUAUCAAAGCAUCUGUGAUUUUGCCCAACGACUACGCUAUCUCAACGGUGAUGUCAAUCUUGUAAAUCUGAGAAACUCCUCUCAUGUUGCUCAUUACAAACAUCAUCCAAUCCAAUACAGAGCUGCUGUGAGCCAUUUAUUGGAGAAGGCCAUGUCAACAUAUUCACGAAAAGUGAUACUUGAACGAGAAAGAACUGGUAUCGAUGGUACGCACGACGAGAUAUCCGAGUUAAUCUGUGAUCUGCAGAAAGUUGCAACUAAUUCAAAUGAGAGCUUUAGAAGAGUUGCAGUGGGGCCAAGUGACCACUUCUUUUUGCCUAGUUCAGCAGAACAUACUAACAACGACAGAGAAUCUGGGAUUCCACGCGACGAACAGAAAGAAGAACCUGCCUGUGUUCCCAGCUUCCCAAGCAUCAGCGCUCACAGUGUCCUUGGGCAAUUUCUUUUCGACGUUUGUGUUCCUAAGAAUGUUGAAGGUUGGGAUGUGAUGUUUUGCGGGAAUCUAAAUGGGAGGACGCGUGCUUCAGUGUCUAGGAAUUCGACUUUCAGAGGAAUUAAACGUGUCGGUCGCUCCAGGUUAUGAAGGUGAACUCUUUAGAGGAUGCUUUGUGAUGAAUUUUUUUGAAGGGUUGCUAAUUGUCUGAGAUAGAGGAGGAUAUGAAUAUGAUAGAUUUUGAUGCAACAAUGGGACAGACUCCGUAUCUGGCAGUGUAAUGGUUGUGAUGAUUCGACUAUCAAAAGGGUGAUAUGGAUAAAGAUUGCUAGAGUUAUAUCGCAUUUGAUUGCCGCCGUUGAAAUAAAUUGGUUAUCAGAAGUUAUAACUGUUGUAACUCAGGAAAGAGACUGUUAGAAAUAAACUGGGUGAUGUUUGACUAAGGUAACAACUACUCAAUGGGUUAUGUAAUUGGUUGAAAUGGGAAAAGAUGUACUUAGAGCAUGAAAAUUGCUGUGAAUAUAUAUUUGAGGGAAUAAAGUGCCAUGUUGGAGGCUGAAAAAUUGUAAAAUAGGCAUGUCUAACUAUGUAUAAAAGGAGAAUCUUCGGCUGUUUUACUCCCUA
Molecule: messenger RNA, 2129 nt
Organism: Lathyrus oleraceus (garden pea)
Lineage: Eukaryota; Viridiplantae; Streptophyta; Magnoliopsida; Fabales; Fabaceae
Exons: 7
Coding region: 399-1655 (418 amino acids)
Source: RefSeq, a predicted model, not a curated record